ACAAUUUUUUCUUUUCAGAGGAGUUCUGAGUUGAUGAUAUCAUUAUUUUUUAUAUUGCCAUGAAUUUGAAAGUACACACCAAUCACAAGAUCCGAAUGGAGAACAAGCUAAUCACAGAUGUACCUGCUAAAAGAGAGAGCUCUCAAGAAGUGGCUCGUUGGUCUAGGGGUAUGAUUCUCGCUUAGGGUGCGAGAGGUCCCGGGUUCAAAUCCCGGACGAGCCCGCUCUUUUUUUUCCCCUUUUUUCCAUCUACACCGCGAUUGUUGGAUGAAACUUGAUUUCUCGAUAAUGAAAUGUUGCCGAAAUAUCUUGCUUCCUUCCUGCGUGACGUUCGUUUCGUAACGCACGAAUGUUUAGCGCUGCGUGCUUCGUGGGUGAGUAACAUGACGAACGUUAUCACCGAUGUUUUUACGCAAAUAUAAUUUAAGACGUAUAACGAAAACACUCGCGUUCGCCGAGAUCGAAUUCGAGAUAUCGCGGAGACGAAGUGUCGCUUCAUGUCGCAAUUCUCGUCAAAUUACAUCAUUAACCGAUCGCCUCGGGACUGUUUCCAUGGAUUAACGUCUUCCUCCUUCCGUUCAAUGUCGUUCCGAAACAAUGCAUAAUUAAAGUCAGAUAGUCAAUCGUUAUAAAUAGCGCGGCACGUAUCGCGCUUUAAUCGGCGCGAUCAUUGCUGUCUGCCUGCGAUAUUGAUUUUUAAUCGAGCUCCUCGAGCGAUGCGCAUCAGCUUGCACACGUGUCUCACCGUUUAAUGGAAUCUCUAAUGCGACAUUCCGAUUUUUUGCAGACUCAACUUCGUACGUCACCUACUAGAGGAAUGCGGAUGGUUUGUCACGCUGAGCCCGCGAUUCAAUUAAACGUCAAUUUCCACGUUUGAUCGAUUUAUUAUUUGUACUGCCAUGCCGGUUUGUUCGCCGGCAUUCUCCGUGAAUUCGUCAUCGCAAUUCAACCGCCGAGCAUAUGAUCCGACUAUUAUCGGGUUAUCAUGUUCGAUGCGACAGCAGGAAUACAAAUUCGAUAAGCACGCUGGUAUUUUUACACUUGAGCGUGAUUCGGAAAGCUUUAACUUUAGUUAAAAAAAAUUGAAACAUCGCGUCUGAACAUUCUCCGCUGAAAUCGGAUCGUGCGAACGACGACUGCAGGGAAUUAAAAAUCAUUAAAAUGUGUAAUAAACAUUUUAAUAUGCAACGGCUGUCUAUCUGAGAUAGUUGAUUGUGCCACACGCCUGUUUUCGACGAUAUCUCACGCUACGCUUAUUUUUGCAGAGAACAUUGUAUAAUAAUUUGCUGCCAUCACGGCGUUCGCACGAGUGGAAUCAUCUCUAAUCAUCCUUGCAACGAUAUCCCUCUUCUGGAAGAGUUUAUUGAUUCUUUUAUUCUUUUCUGCGAAAACGCAAUUUUUCAGCACACUCCGGAGCGUAAGUGUAUCCUCUCGGAAUAAUCGCCGAGUUGCGCGUGCGUUUCUCGACAAUGACGAAUUCCAAAAUAAUCGGAAAUGUGCUUGCAGGAGACAAUCGGUAGGCAAACUGGAGGCGGCACAGAUUUCUACGUUUAACCGUGCCUGUUUCACUUGGAAACAUUAUUGCACUCGCCGGAAAAGCAUUACGCUUCUCGAACCGAGAUUAACUUCUGAAAAUAGAGAGAGAGAGAGAGGUAUCGAUAUAUCGAUAUAUAUAAGGUAUCUUUAUAUAGAAAUACUGAUGGAGGGUAUACUCUCAUAGGGCGAAGGGCGAUAACGGGCCAUAGGGCCGUCUGUUGGAUCUAGAAAUAAGUAUAGAUAACUGUUGCAGGGGACUCAAGCAGCGUUAAAUCCUCACGACGAAUAAAAAAUCAUCGAAUGAAAAAAUCACUUCGCAACGUUGAUCUUUAAAUGAAAACACGAAACGCAAUCCACAUACUCACAAAAAUAAGUUGAAUGCGAUAAUACAGUAAUAAAAAGAACAACAUUGCAAAUUCUGACGUUGCUUGGUAAUAAUUUCCCAUGUAAUCUGACCACUCUUAUCGCUUUCGAUUUUUUGUUAACCGCUGCGAUCUUCCCGUCGCAGUGGCAGAUUGUUACUCCGAUCGAGCAAUCUCGCGAGGAAAGAUCGAUCCCGCGGCCAGACAAUCCGCGAGCAACGAUCCAACGCGCGGCUUCGGCGGAAGGCAGAAGAAUUCACCUUCCGCGCCUUCCUGCAUCAUCUCGCAUCGGUCCAGCGCUUUCGUCAUCCCGAUGACGAUGACGGGGAACGACGGAGGACCACGACGGCAAGGAGAUCCGGUGGGUAGUGGACCAAAGCCGAUCGUCUCUCGCACGGCGCUCGGUCGUGACGUCGCUCACGCUCUUCGAGUGGCGGUUCGAACCGAAUUGUGAUACCGAGAGACUUAGUUUAGCUUGCGUUUACCUCCCGUCUCCGCGGGUCAGUUAGGCUCGCGCUUCCGAGCCGCCAGCACCGGCUGUGUUCUCUUCCUCCCUCCUGUGAUCUUAGCUCGAUCGCGAGCGAUCCUACGACCGAUCCGAUCCGAUCCGACGUCGGCCGCCGAGCCCUUUCGCGAUCGCCCUCACCGCCCUUGAUCCUUCACAGUGCGAUCCCCCUGGGCUGCACGUGGCAUAUGCGAACCGAUCGCUGUCGAAGGAGAUAGUCCUCGAUCUGGACCAGACUGAGUCUCGCCGCUCUCCGAGAUGUGGAUCGCACACUGCCAGAGCUUAGUGUUCAUCGCCUUUGUGUUCUUGCCCUCCGUUGCAAGAGGCAUCCCGGAUUACUCUGGACUGCCACCGGGACCGUACUGCGCCUCGAGGUAUCCCGGGGGUAGUUGCUGCCCAGGACGACAGGAUGAGUGCAGCGCGCCGAUUCUCCAGACCUUGUGCUACUGCGACGAUUUCUGCGACCGGGCCCGUGAGGAGGACUGCUGCCCUGAUUACUGGUUCCAUUGCAGAAACAUCACGCCGAACGUCACGUCGCCGCCCGAAGAAAUAAGAAGAUGCUUCUUCCAGGGAAAAGAGUACAACCAUGGACAAACAUUGAGAGUGAAUUGUAACACAUGUAAAUGCUCGUCGCUCGGCAAACGCGCUGAGGUGUUGUGCGAAGAGAACCGAUGCUUGAUCGAGCCGGAAUUGAUGGAAGAGCUGAAUCUUCAACAAUCCACCCUGGGAUGGCAAGCCGGCAAUUAUUCCGAAUUCUGGGGCAGGACACUCCGGGAUGGCAUAGAACUUCGUCUGGGUACUCUCAAUCCCUCGCAAUCCGUGUAUAAAAUGAAUCCGGUGCGUCGUAUCUACGACCCGGACGCGUUGCCGCGGGAAUUCGACUCUAGAUCACGUUGGCCCCGCGACAUAUCCGACAUUCAUGAUCAAGGAUGGUGCGGCGCGUCCUGGGCCGUGUCCACGGCCGACGUCGCGUCCGACAGGUUCGCGAUCAUGAGCAAAGGUGCAGAGGACGUGGAGUUGAGUGCACAGCAUCUGCUCUCUUGCAACAACAGAGGACAACAGGGCUGCAGAGGCGGGUACCUGGACCGCGCCUGGCUCUUUAUGAGGAAAUUUGGACUGGUGGACAAGGAGUGCUAUCCUUGGACCGGCAAGAACGCUCAAUGCAAACUACGUAAGAGAAACAACCUGAUAGCCGCCGGAUGCCGAAACCCACCAAACCCACUGAGGACGGAGCUGUACAAGGUCGGGCCGGCCUAUCGUCUAGGCAACGAGACUGACAUUAUGCAGGAAAUCCUGACCUCUGGACCCGUGCAAGCCACCAUGAAAGUCUACCAGGAUUUCUUCGUGUAUAAAGAUGGAGUGUACAGGCGCUCUCGCAGCGCGAUGCCGCAGGAUUACGGGUAUCACUCGGUGAGAAUAAUCGGCUGGGGCGAGGAACCCUCUUAUCGCGGUCCGCCGCUCAAGUAUUGGCUGGUCGCCAACUCCUGGGGGUACAACUGGGGAGAAAGCGGACUUUUCAAGAUCCAGAGGGGUACGAACGAGUGCGAGAUCGAGUCGUACGUGCUGGCGGUGUGGGCGAAGACAGUGUAAAGAGGAAGAUAUACCAAAGUACUAGAAUAUCCGAUCGUCAUAAUCAUUGUCGGUGCAUUUAUCGAAUCUCCGUCGUGGUGUCCAUCGUCGUGCGUAACGAUGCGAGUCGCAUCAAUGUUCGAAAAAGAAAUAUGUGAUCCACACAGUGCCUUCGUACACACCUUAUUACAUGUAGGCUCGGGAGGGAGGGUGGGCGGGUAGAAACGGGGACAGAAUCGUUUAUAGAGAUAUUUAAUGUAGGUACGAGCACAGUCGAAAAGAAGUGUCUUCGUUAUUUUCUCAUUAUUCGUAGGCAGCAAUAAUAAUAUUAUUCUGCAUAGAAACUUCGUCUCGUCUCGUGAUGCGAGUGUUCAGAGCCGAUUUUUCAUUGUAUCGUACGCAGGUAUCGUACCUCACACGUAGCGUCGUGUGUGGAUGACUUCGACGUGUAAUAAAUACUAAGUGCCAAGAGCUUGAAAUAAAUUUUGUAAGUACA
Messenger RNA from Ooceraea biroi (clonal raider ant), 4468 nucleotides. RefSeq names its product tubulointerstitial nephritis antigen-like. Gene Ontology annotation, molecular function: cysteine-type peptidase activity. Gene Ontology annotation, biological process: proteolysis. The record is from RefSeq and is a predicted model, not a curated record. Lineage: Eukaryota; Metazoa; Arthropoda; Insecta; Hymenoptera; Formicidae.